AGCAGGCUGACUGGCUCUGUGAAGAUGGCGGACUGCAUACGUGUUCCUCUGCUCCUGCUCUUGAUGUGCAUCUUUUUGUUUGUACAUCCGAUUCAAGCUCAAAACAAAGCUAUUUCCAAACUUAUUGCCGGUGUCGAUAAAAUGCAGAACCCAGUCGGAGGUCUGGGGGCCGCUGCGGGGAACCCUGGAGUCGAGGAGAGGAACCAAGGCGCCGGGGCCUCGCUGUCUCGGAGGCGCUCUACCGGCUGGAAGUUGGCUGAGGAGGCGGUGUGCAGAGACGACCUGACCCGGCUUUGCCCCAAACACUCCUGGAACAACAACCUGGCGGUGUUGGAGUGUCUCCAGGACAGGAAAGAGGACUCUGAAAUCGCUGCAGAAUGCAACCAUCUGCUGUGGAACUAUAAGCUGAACCUGACCACAGACCCAAAGUUUGAGUCUGUAGCGGUCGAGGUCUGCAAGACAACCAUCUCUGAGAUUAAAGAAUGUGCCGCGGAGGAGCUGGGGAAAGGUUACCUGGUUUCCUGCCUCGUAGAUCACCGUGGCAACAUCACCGACUACCAGUGCAACCAGUACAUCACCAAGAUGACCACCAUUGUUUUCAGCGACUACCGGCUGAUCUGCGGCUUCAUGGACAAGUGUCGCGAUGACAUCAACGCGCUGAAAUGUGGCAGCAUCAGCACCGGAGAGAAGGUGAGGAGAAGGGAUGUCGGGCUUCAGAGGAAGAAGCUUGUUGUGUUUGACGAGUGCUGUUUGGUUAUUGGUGGAGAGGCAGCUGAUGUGCUUUGGAGCAGGUGGAGUAACAUCUGCACUCUGGCUGGGGAAGGAAGAGUUUACAAAUGCCUCUUCAAUCACAAGUUUGAGGAUUCCAUGUCUGAGAGGUGCCGCGAGGCGCUGACCACCAGACAGAAGCUGAUUGCUCAGGACUACAAGGUCAGCUACUCGCUGGCCAAAGCCUGCAAGUCGGACCUGAGGAAGUACCACUGCAACGUGGACACCAGCAUGCCCCGAGCGAGGGAAGCUCGCCUGUCCUACCUUCUGCUGUGUCUGGAGUCAGCCGUCCAUCGAGAGCCAGGAUCUUCGUCUAUCUUUUAUUGUGUCUGUGCUUUUGCCCCAAAGAGACAGCUGCAGGUAUUAAUCUGCCUGUCACACCCUGUGUCGCUGCUUAGGUUGGAUCCGAUCCUGUACAAGAAAUGUCAGUCCGAUGCAUCCCGACUCUGCCACACUCACGGCUGGAACGAGACCAGCGAGUUGAUGCCGCCUGGUGCCAUUUUCUCAUGCCUGUACCGCCACGCCUACCGCUCUCUGGAGCAGGGACGAAGGGUGAGUCUCUGCCGUGUGGAGGUGCAGAGGAUUCUCCACCAGAGGGCGCUGGAUGUGAAGCUGGACCCUGAGCUGCAGAGGCGCUGCAUGACUGACCUGGGAAAGUGGUGCAGCGAGAAAACGGAGGCCGGGCAGGAGCUGGAGUGCCUGCAGGACCACCUGGACGACCUGGUUGCUGACUGCAAGGAGGUGGUGGGAAACCUGACCGAGCUGGAGUCAGAGGAUAUUCAGAUUGAGGCGCUGCUGAUGAGAGCGUGUGAUCCCGUCAUUCAGGCCCACUGCCAUGAGGUGGCUGAUAACCAGAUCGACUCUGGUGAUCUGAUGGAGUGUUUGGUUCAGAACAAACACCAGAAGGAGAUGAAUGAGAAGUGUGCCGUGGGAGUGACACACUUCCAGCUGAUUCAGGUUAAAGAUUUCCGUUUUUCCUACAAGUUCAAGACAGCCUGCAAGGAAGACGUCCUCAAACUGUGUCCCAACAUCAAGAAGAAGGUGGAUGUCGUGAUCUGCCUCAGCACCACGGUGAGAAACGACACCCUGCAGGACGCCAAGGAGCAGCGAGUGUCUGUCAAGUGUCGUAAACAGCUGCGGGUGGAGGAGGUGGAAAUGUCAGAGGACAUCCGUCUGGAACCGGAGCUGUACGACUCCUGCAAGACCGACAUCGGCAGGCUGUGUCAGAACGUGGCCUUUGGGAAUGCACAGGUUCAGCGCUUCUGUACAGAGUCAGAGGGGAAGAACGUUCUUCAGUGUUUGAAGCAGAACAAGAACAGCGAGGUGAUGGAUCCCAAAUGCAAGCAGAUGAUAACCAAGCGACAGAUCACCCAGAACACAGACUACAGGCUGAACCCGGUGCUGAGGAAGGCCUGCAAAGCCGACAUCCCGAAGUUCUGUGACUCCAUCCUAAAAAAGGCCAAGGAUGAAACCGAGCUGGAGGGUCAGGUCAUCUCCUGCCUCAAGCUUAAAUACGCCGACCAGCGUUUGUCUCCUGACUGCGAGGAUCAGAUCCGGGUCAUCCUGCAGGAGUCGGCGUUGGACUACAGACUGGACCCUCAGCUGCAGAUCCAGUGUGCAGAAGAGAUCUCCAGUCUGUGUACAGAGGAGGCAGCAGCUCAGGAGCAGACAGGACAGGUGGAGGAAUGUCUAAAAAUCAACCUGCUGAAGCUCAAGAAGGAAGGAUGUAAGAAGGAGGUGUUGAACAUGCUGAAGGAGAGUAAGGCGGACAUCUAUGUCGACCCCGUCCUUCACACGGCCUGUGCUCUGGACAUCAAACACCACUGUGCUGCCAUCCCACCCGGCAAAGGACGCCAAAUGUCGUGCCUGAUGGAAGCGCUGCAGGACAAACGUAUUCGUCUGCAGCCCGAGUGCAAGAAGAGACUUCAGGAUCGCAUCGAUAUGUGGAGCUACGCUGCCAAGGUACACGCACCGAGCAGGGAAACACCUGUGACACACGACAUCCCAGACGACCUGUUGCACCCAACAGAGGGUGACGUGUGGCGUAUUUGA
Neolamprologus brichardi is the source of this 2820-nucleotide messenger RNA. Lineage: Eukaryota; Metazoa; Chordata; Actinopteri; Cichliformes; Cichlidae. The record is from RefSeq and is a predicted model, not a curated record.